Oncorhynchus kisutch (coho salmon) is the source of this 1145-nucleotide messenger RNA. RefSeq names its product mast cell protease 1A-like. Gene Ontology annotation, biological process: proteolysis. Gene Ontology annotation, molecular function: serine-type endopeptidase activity. The record is from RefSeq and is a predicted model, not a curated record. NCBI's taxonomy places the organism in Eukaryota, Metazoa, Chordata, Actinopteri, Salmoniformes, Salmonidae.
AUGGCUGCCACAUCUGUCUUGCUCCUGCUGGUCACUCUUCUGCCCCCUCAAGGGCUCACAGUCUACCAGCCCACCAUUGUGAAUGGAGAAAAGACCAAAACCAACUCUAAACCCUACAUGGUCUCUGUGCAGGAGAGGAACAAGGAAAUGGAAAAGAGGGAACAUAUGUGUGGGGGCUUUCUUGUGUCAGAUAACUUUGUCAUGACGGCCGUUCACUGCUACACAAGAGGUGAGAAUCUGAUGGUUGUGGUUGGUGCUCAUGACAUUUCAAGGCAGGAAAGCUCUGCUCGCAAGAUUGAUGUGAAAUAUUACCACAUACAUCCUGGUUACAAUUCUAAGACAUUUCAGAACGACAUCAUGCUGUUGCAGCUCGUCAAAACUACGCCGAAAAGCAAAGCUGUGCAACAGAUCCCUCUCCCUAAGAAGACAAGGACAUCAAGGCCAACUGACAUCUACUGUACUGUAGCUGGGUAGGGUGCCACUAAAACAGGCGGAACUGCAAACCCACAUCUUCUGGAGGUGUCGUCCGUCGUAGACAGAGCCUCCUGCCAGAGAUCAUGGGGGAACACUGCCACCAUAACCCUGUCUAUGAUAUGUGCUGGUGAUACUGCGGCUGGUUAUAAAGGUGUUUGUCAGGGAGAUUCAGAUGGUCCUCUGGUGUGUAAGGGGACAGCAGUGAGAGUUGUGUCCUUCAAUGAAAAAGGAAACUGUGACAAUCCCAAGGAGCCCAACGUCUACACAAAAGUUGCCAAGUACCUCUCCUGGAUCAAGUGUAUCAUAAAGUAUUAAGGAACCAAAUGGAGACAUUUGUAAUUAAUAAAAUGUAAUUUAUCAAACAGAAAAGACCAUCAGUCCUUAAAUAAACUCAGUGCUGUGUGUUAGCGUGAGUGUGUGAGAAGAAUAUGAAUGUGCUUGUAAGAGAGAGUGUUUAUGCAUGCACGUGUGUGUCUUUUCCAUCUUUCACUUCAGACCAAGGGUAUGUGCAAUUAUAAUGAUGACUUAGCUCUUUAAGCCAACAAGUAUACAUCUUUAGAAAGAUAGCUCCUCUUACAUCUUCAGCUGUCUUCAUCAAACUCCACCACACGUGGAAACUUGUGGUCAAGACAACAAAGUAACUCUGGUUUCAUGAAGGCGACACAAUGCUU